AUUCCUGUAAUGGCUGCUUCCUAGAAGGUAAUGUACGAACUCGUCUCCAAAGGAUACUUAGGUUGCACCAGUGUAUUUGUAAAACAGGAGCAAAUUUGGACCUUGCCGGGCCAAAGUCGUGUCACGUGGAACCUCUUAAUCUCAGCAUCCGGAGCUCCAGGAAGGGAAGAUUUCAAGUCAGAUAGAAUUCUAUAUAUACCAUUUCUUUGGAACCUUCAGCCCUCAAGAUUCCAACAUCAUGACCUCAGUUUCAACACAGUUGUCCUUAGUCCUCAUGUCACUGCUUUUGGUGCUGCCUGUUGUGGAAGCAGUAGAAGCCGGUGAUGCAAUCGCCCUUUUGUUAGGUGUGGUUCUCAGCAUUACAGGCAUUUGUGCCUGCUUGGGGGUAUAUGCACGAAAAAGAAAUGGACAGAUGUGACUUUGAAAGGCCUACUGAGUCAAACCUCACCCUGAAAACCUUUGCGCUAUAGAGGCUAAACCUGAGCUUUGGUGUGUGAAAGGUUCCAAGAAUCAGUAAAUAAGGGAGUUUCACAUUUUUCAUUGUUUCCAUGAAAUGGCAACAAACAUACAUUUAUAAAUUGAAAAAAAAAUGUUUUCUUUACAACAAAUAAUGCACAGAAAAAUGCAGCCUAUAAUUUGCUAGUUAGAAAGGUAGUCAAAGAAGUAAGAUGGCUGAAAUUUACAUAAGUAAUAUUUCAUAAUCUUAGAAUUCUCUCAAAGCAUGUGAAAUAGGAAGAAGGAAGUUCUUGCCCAGAAUCUUAGGAAAUCACCACUGUUCGGUUAUAAUCACUGCCUCCUGAAUCGUUGAGGAGUCUUUUCUCCAUUUUUUUAAUUAGAUUUUUGUUUUGUUGUCUCCCAAGUUAAUAUUAUAUUUAGAUAUCAGAGAGUCAGCCAAAAAGGAAAACUUUUAUCUCUAGGGAAAAAACAUUUAGAAAAAUGUAUUCAGUGUAUCUAAUACUGAAAUGCGGAAAAAAAUUUAAUGUUAAAAAAAAACUAUAGACAUUGACAUGGAAAAGAGAUUUAAUGUUUUGAAAAAAACUUGAUAUUAACUGAGUAACAUCCUCCUGAUGAGAAGUACUAUAUUAAAUAUAAACCCAUUAUGUUAUAA
Gorilla gorilla gorilla (western lowland gorilla) is the source of this 1108-nucleotide messenger RNA. It is a transcript of the gene SMIM30, whose product is annotated as small integral membrane protein 30. The transcript has 3 exons. Lineage: Eukaryota; Metazoa; Chordata; Mammalia; Primates; Hominidae. Bases 239 to 418 code for a protein of 59 amino acids. The record is from RefSeq and is a predicted model, not a curated record.